Messenger RNA from Chionomys nivalis (European snow vole), 9986 nucleotides. RefSeq names its product SH3 binding domain protein 5 like (gene Sh3bp5l). NCBI's taxonomy places the organism in Eukaryota, Metazoa, Chordata, Mammalia, Rodentia, Cricetidae. Gene Ontology annotation, cellular component: cytoplasm. Bases 514 to 1692 code for a protein of 392 amino acids. Gene Ontology annotation, biological process: intracellular signal transduction; negative regulation of protein tyrosine kinase activity. The record is from RefSeq and is a predicted model, not a curated record. Gene Ontology annotation, molecular function: protein kinase inhibitor activity. The transcript has 7 exons.
UUUUGGUUGGACAGUCUUGUUGCGGGGAGGGCGGGGGAAGAUUGUUUGCUCCGUAGACGCUCCCCGCACAACAAGGUAAACUGAGCUCCCCAGAGGCUCAUCUCUUAGCCUCUGCUCGGACUUAGCCGUCUCUCCAUCUGCCACCGCAGCCUGGAGGCGCUUGCCUCCACCCUCCCGAAUGGUGCUCCUCUUCGUAGGCCUCGGCCCAGGAUCCAGGCCCCCUUUGCUCCUUGAUUUGGGGCUGUUGCUGCUGGGGUCUCUCGGUGGACUCCCUGUGGUGGGGUGUGAAGAACUUUCGCACAGACCAGGCUUUAGUUAUAGGGACCUCGCCAACACUUUGAAUCUCGGCCUCUAACCGAGCGUGAGGCUCGUCCUGUGCCCUCUUUCCCCCCUGUCCUGAGAAGAGAAGCCCUUCUCUUUGACAUCCAAAGCCCAGGAAGCCUCAAGCUGGGGCCCUGGUCCCAGCAUGUCAGCCCUCUCUUGUGCAUAGGGCUCUGCCCUCUUCCAGCCAGCAUGGCUGAUUUCAAAAAGGCUCCAGGAGGCCGAGAGACUCCCCAGGGGGAACUGCGGCCAGAGGUGGUAGAGGAUGAAGUCCCUAGGAGCCCAGUCGCAGAGGAGCCUGGAGGUGGUGGAAGCAACAGCAGUGAGACCAAGUUGUCCCCUAGAGAGGAGGAAGAACUGGAUCCUAGGAUACAGGAGGAGCUGGAACAUCUGAACCAGGCUAGUGAGGAGAUCAACCAGGUGGAACUACAGCUAGAUGAGGCCAGGACCACUUAUCGGAGGAUCCUGCAGGAGUCUGCAAGAAAGCUUAACACUCAGGGCUCUCACUUGGGGAGUUGUAUUGAGAAGGCCCGGCCCUACUAUGAGGCUCGACGACUGGCUAAGGAGGCCCAGCAGGAGACACAGAAGGCAGCAUUGCGCUACGAGCGGGCUGUGAGCAUGCACAGUGCCGCCCGGGAGAUGGUCUUCGUGGCUGAGCAGGGUGUCAUGGCUGACAAAAAUCGACUGGACCCUACCUGGCAAGAGAUGCUCAACCAUGCUACCUGUAAGGUGAAUGAGGCAGAGGAAGAGCGGCUUCGAGGUGAACGGGAGCAUCAGCGUGUGACUCGGCUGUGCCAGCAGGCUGAGGCUCGGGUCCAGGCCCUGCAGAAGACCCUCCGGCGAGCCAUUGGCAAGAGCCGCCCCUACUUCGAGCUCAAGGCCCAGUUCAGCCAAAUCCUGGAGGAGCACAAGGCCAAGGUGACAGAACUGGAGCAGCAGGUGGCACAGGCCAAGACCCGCUACUCAGUGGCGCUGCGUAACUUGGAGCAGAUCAGCGAGCAGAUUCAUGCUCGGCGCCGGGGCUUGCCUCCUCAUUCCUUGGGUCCACGACGAUCCUCCCCUGUGGGAGCUGAAGCUGGUCCUGAGGGCAUUGAAGAUGGGGACAGUGGGAUUGAAGGGGCAGAGGGCGGGGGCCUGGAAGAGGGCAGCAGCCUUGGGCCUGGUCCAGGCCCAGAUACGGACACAUUAAGCCUGUUGAGCCUGCGCACCGUGGCCUCUGACUUGCAGAAGUGUGACUCAGUGGAGCACCUGCGUGGCCUCUCAGACCACGCCAGUCUAGAUGGCCAGGAGCUGGGACCCCAGAGCCGGGGACGCCGGGGAAGUGACGGUGGAGUCCGAGGGGGCCGGCACCAGCGCAGUGUCAGCCUGUAGCUUUGUGCGGUGUGCUGGCUUGACUUCAGUAUGGGCAAUCAGGGCCCCGCAGGCCUUUUUCUCCUCGAGUUCUGUCUGCCCCAGGUCUGGUCUGCAGCCUUCCCUGGGCAAGGUCAGCUGUGUCUCAGUCCUCUGUCCCUAGCUUUCUCAGUGUUCCUUCUCAGGAGGCAGCUCUCUCUUUGCCUUACCCACCCAGAAGGCUUGCGCUCUGGCCCUGUCUCCUCUUCCCCUCCUGGCACUUGAGUCUCUCUGAUGCUCUCUCUGAUGUCCUCUUCUGACCUGACUUCUAUCUGUCUGACUUUUCCCCUCAGGGAACUUGGUCAAGAAAGGAUGCAGGAAGGUCAUGUGAGAACACAUGCCCUAGCCCAAGUGGUUGGACAGGCCCUUACCUGUUGCUUCCUGGCAUCAUCUUCCCAGAAGGCAGCUCCCCAGGGUGCCCUAGAUAUGCUGCUGAGUCCCGGCAGCCUGUGCUCUUGUCGUCCUGUCCUAGCCUGCCUGUGAGCAAUGUGUAAACUGUCCGUGUGCCUCUGGAAGACACUACCUUCUGUCACUGCACCCCUUGUGACCUUCGCUGCUGUGCUGUGUGUCCACAAUUCAGUGUCAGGUGGAGGAGCUCAACUUUGUUACCAACGUGGCGAUUAGGACCAACUCAAAUGGCCCCUGUCUGUGUGGUUUGUCUCCAGCUGGGCUGGGCCCUUCUCAUUGCCAAGGUGCUAGUAGGUCCCUGAUGGGGUCUAUGCUAGAGGGUAGAGAUGUGAGAUUCUCAAGGCUAAGACCUUGCCAUCCCCACCCGCCUCCUCGUGUGUGGCUCUGGGCUUGCUUUUUCGGGUAGAGGUUGAACUGGAGCUUGGCGCCCUCCUACAGGGUGGCAUUAGGGAAUUUGGUGCUCAGUUGUUCUCUAGUGCUCUUCCUCACGCCAGAUAGUACCCACUCCAGGAACCUUUGGGGAGGCUUUAAGCACAGAUGCAAAGCCUCCCGUGUGUGGGAGGAGUUGACCUGAAGUGAGGGGUCCCAGCCUCAAAGAGCAGCUCUGGGUGCUGGUGCUCCUGGGUCGUGUGAAGGGAAACCACACCAGAUCUGGGUGCCUUGGAAGAGCUGACCUCCUGCUCCAUCAGGAGGAUGGGGGGGGGCUUGCCCAGGGCUGGGGGAAGAGCACCCAUGUUUCGCAUGGCAGCUCCCAAUUUUCAGGUUUGAGGAUGGUCACGAUGAGAACCGUGGGGUUUGAGGUGGCUGUUCAGGAAGAAGAGAAAUGAGGACACGCGUGUGCGUGUGCAUGUGCUGGUGUGUGUGGGAAAGGGUCAGUCCUGGUUAUUUAAUAAAAUAGUUUAUGUAACAGCCGUGAGUACUGUCUUGUCACACACAGGCUAUGUGGACAAGGCUGGGGAACCAGUGCCCAGAAGACUGUGUGUAACGAGUGCCGGGGUGGGCUUGCUGCAGAGGGCCUGCAGGGUUGGAGUAACCAUUGUUGGGACUAAGACUCCAGAGUGCUGGCACAGCACAUAGUGUCCUGGGUGUGUCCACACAUAAGCGUUAAGGAAGGGGAGGGAUCAAAUUAGGGACGUGGCCUUGAAUCUGCAAUAUCAUGACAUAUUCACAUAGGUAGUAACUCCUGACUUGGAGCAUGUUUGACGUGUUCACACAGGUAGUGACUCCUGACUUGGAGCAUGUCUGGUUAUAGGUAGGAGAGGUCUGAGUGUAUUUAGACAAGGAUGGAAAAGACCUGUGAGAAAUCCAGUAAAUCGGGUCCACAAAGAGCCUUGGAGGUGAAGAUUGGACUGGAGCUGAGUCUUGCCACUUCCCAGUGCCUUCUAAACAGAUGUGACCCACAUCUGUAAUCCUAUCAUUCAGGAGAAGGAAGGAUGAUCAGAAGUUUGAAGUCACCUUCAGCUACAUAGAGUGUGAGACCAGCCUGUGCUAUAUGAGACCCUGUCUCAAAACAAAGCUGUGAUCAAAAGACUCUGGUCUCUAUUACAGCUGGGGCAUGCUGCUAGCCUUUAGAGCUCAAUUGAGGUAGUGGAUCAGCCCAGAAGGGGCUUUAGGUGGCAGGGUGGAGGCCAAAGGUCAGAGGUACAAGCAGAGUAGUGAUCUGUAAGCACUGGCUCCCCAGGGCCAUUGGGAGCCAGUCCAACAGCACUCACUUUUGACAGGCACUGUCCAGGUCUUCCUUUGAGGCCGCCUUCCCCCAUCUAUCAGGAGUUCCGUGAGUUUGUGGCUUACAUCUUUGGGUGGAUAGACUUAAAAAUUAGUUGUCUGCAGUCAAGAUGUGGAAUGAGGCAUCCUGGAUAUAGUGAGGUAGUUACUAUAGUUGAGCUUAGUGGAGUAUUUUAUGUUAAAAAAAAAAAAAACACCUAAAAUGUCUCUUGGCAAACUUAGUAUAAUAUAGUUCUCAGUAAUGAGCUUUUGAGGUGGUGCUGGCCAAUCCCUGGGAGCAGGCAGAGUCCUUAAAGCUCCUGGUGCAGUGGAGCCUCAGGGCAUGCUUGGGCUAUUUUCAUGUGCUUUGUCCUAGGCCUAGUCACCUGCCAGAUAAGGUGAGUGAACAGAAACUAGGAAGGUCAGAAAAUGUCAUGAAAUGACCAGCCUCUCCGGAGGCGCUCCCCAACAGCAACCUCCGUAAAGGUGCAGUCCCACCUUGCUAACAAGGGCGCUUUCUAUGUAACCGGUAUCUCUGACCACACACACACACAUUUGUGAUGUCUCAUUCUCUUAUCCACAUUGUCAUUCCACAUGUCACCUGGCAUGAGUUCUAGAUGGUGUCAUUUCUGUUGAAGGGCUGGAGCUUCAGGCUCCCUUAUGCUCAGCACACACCUUGUACCCGGUAAUCUGUAAAGGUGUUUUUGCUGUUUGUCCCCCUUACAACCCAAACCUACAGCAGUCGACUUGGUUAGGAGAUCAGUAUUGAGUGGUACAAAGCCCCAGAGUCAAGUCUUCAGUCUGUUGGGGAGAGCUCACAAUUUUAUCACAGUGCAGCUGUGUGUAGCCUGGAUGCUACAGUGACUCUUGUUGAUUCUCUGCAGCUUCAGAUGUUAAAGCCAAGCCCCUGGCCUUGUGCACGACUAGGAAAUAUUUACAGAGAUUGCAUUUUCUUUUCUUGUGUGUAUUCAACAGCUUAACGACUGUGACUUGGAGCAGGAGGGUGCUUCUCUGGCUGUCACUCAUGCUCUAUCUGCAGUAAGCAGAAGCCACCUGAAAUUCCCUUGCAUCCCGAAUGUGACUCUGCCCUGAUGGUCUGUGCGCACAUGGACGAGUCACUCCGCUCCCAGUCCCUGUCCCUGUGUGCUUGGAGGGGGCUGGAUUAGGUAGCGAACCUCAGGUAGUCGAAGGCACUGAAGUGGCAGUGAAGACUGUCCUGUGGGGUGUUUGCUGCGUAAUGUAAGAUAAUGUGGUCAUACGAGUAUGGGUGGAGGCGGGGCAAACUGGGAAGAUGGAGAAAGUCCAGUAGUGGUGGAGUAGUAGCCGUUGCUGCUGAAGAUUCUGCUUUCUGUGUGAGGCGAUGCCUGCUGGCGUUGAAUUUCUCCUUCUCUGGGGUAAACAGGUGUGCUCAUCACACAGUAUGAAAACAAACAAGCAAACAGUUGAUAUAUUGAAGUAUAACGUGGAGGAAGGGGUCGUCAAGAAGAGUUUCUUUUCUAAGUAGAAAAGAACACUCAAGACCCAGGAUGCAGUGAAGGAGUAGGGCCCUGGAGUUGAGAGAAGGGAGACUCACCUGCUGCCUCAUUGUGAAUGCUCUGUUUAGGUCACAUUUCAUCCGUAAAGCAUGAAAAAUAUUCAAAUUGCAUAUUGCUCCUAAAAAGAUUAACUUCUGGCUACUUAGAUUAAAAAUAUAGCUGUGAGAAAAAUAGUUGUUCAGGCAUUUGAACAUUCUUUUUUAUAGUCCUGGGAACUGAACCUACUGAAUUCAGGAUCUGCUACUGAGCUACACUCCAUUCCACUCCACUCCACUGAUGUCCACCCCAUGCCCCAUCAUUGAGCUAAACCCUCAUUCUGCCUAAGCUUUUAUGUUAGUAAAAUACUAGGGAUUCAGAUUACAAAAGUAACAACUGCUUAUAAAAACUCCAAACAGGACAAAAUGAAAUAGAGUGAAGAACCUGAGUCUCCUCUCAUCCCAUCUCUCAUCCUCACGAGAAACCACAUCUUUUCAUGGUUUAUUAGGGUUCCGUCUUUCCAAAUCUUUUCUUCUGUACAGACGCAACACUCACCUGGACUUCGCUCCUAUCACACUGUGUUGUAACCUGCAGGUGCACUUCUUGUGUCUUGCGACAUCUUUGCAUGUUGGCGGGACAGUAGUCUAUCCUUAGACAUCCCUCUAAGGCUAAGUGUGGGAUCUCAGCACUGAAGCUGAAGCAGGAGGAUCAGAGUUCAAGAUCAGCUAGGGCUACAUAGUGAGCCAGAGGUCUAUCUGAGCUGCAGGAGAACUUGUCUUAAAAAACUAAAGCCAGGGGCUGGAGAGAUGGCUCUAGCACUGUGAGUGUGUGUGUUGGGGACCGAGGAAGCAGCAUACACACUACAGCCUGUGCGGACACCAGAGGGCAAUCUGUGGGAGUGGGUUGUCUCCUACCACGUGGAUCCAGUAUAUUGAACACAGGUCUCCAGGUUUGGCGGCAAGUGUCUAACAGCUGAGCCAUCUCUCUGGCCCUCCUGGUAGGAUGCUAAUAUACCCAUAUGCAUCUACAGUCUCAGUCAUCCUGAUAAAUUUAUAGGUGGGACCCCUUUGCUCCCAGAAAAGUCAUUUAUCAGCCCAUGUCAUGUGGAGCUGGAUAGAUGGUUAUAUUGCUUAUCCGCCUCUGCCCCUCCCGGCCAGGUGCACAGUGCAUCCUAAAAUGGACUCAAAAGCUACUUACCCUCCCAGGGCAAGGCACAACUGAAAAGUUUUACACUGUGUGGAGUGACUUAGAGCAGGACACAGCCUGAGGUGAACACAGAAUAGUUUUGUGAGAUUGACCGGGAGUGGUGAGACCUGCCUCACCCGAGGUCGUAUAUAUUCUGGCCUUAAGACUAGUUAGCUGUUCUUCAGCAUUCUUACUUGCAAGCACUUUCAUAUAAGAGAAAUAUUAGCUCUAUGCCUUUAAGUCCACAGUGAAUGCUAAUUGUGCUGCUGUCUUAGGAGGCUUCGCCCAGGUUCUAGAGCGAAGGGUUCUUUCUUUUACUUCCCCAUCUCUUUAUAAAUGUCCCCGUGUUUCUCUCCCGUCUUCGGGUUACUAUUGUUGCAAUGAAACACCAUGGCCAAAGACACUGGGGAAGAAAGGCUUCGUUCAGCCCACGCUUCCACACCACAGCACAGCAACUCAAACGGGAGGGGCCUCGAGGCUCCAGCUCAGGUAGAAGCCAUGGAGCAGUGAUGCUUACUGACUUGUAACUCAUGACUUGCUUGGUCUGCAUUCUUAGAGAACCAGGGAUCAGCAGCCCAGGGAUGGCCCCAUCCACAAUGGGCUGGGCCAUCCCCGCUCAACCACUAAUUAAGAAAAGGCCCUACAGCUCCAUCAUAUGGAGGCAUUUUCUUAAUUGAGCUUCCCUCCUCUCAGGGGAUUAUAAUGUGUGUCAAAUCGACAUAAAACUAUCCUAAAAGUUAGCUUAUCUAAAUUUUAUUUUUAUGUGUAUGUUUCUGUGUGUGCCUGAGGAGGGCCAGAAGAGGGCACCAGAUUCCCUGGAAUUGAAGUUCCAGGUAAUUGUGAGCUGUCCAGUGUGGGUGCUGGGAACCGAACUCACAUCCCCUGGAAGAGCAGCACACACUCAACUGCGAAACCACCUCUUUAGCCCCACAUUUGUCUUUUUAAUUGACAUAGGAGUUCGGGUGGCAGAGCCAAGCUUGUUGAGGCUGUCAGGCUCAGGCUUGACUGAACUCUACAAACAUAGAACUCUGAAACAAUCUAAGAAAAUACAAAGUAUGCACAGCACCAGAGAGGAAAUGAGCCCCAAGAUAUGUGUGAUUGGCUGGGAGAAGUGGGAGAAGGUUCCUUAGGGAAAUGCCCAGUGUCUUGUAGCAUAAAUGUUGGCAGAGGCACCAGUAUUGUACACAGCCACACUGGCUUUAUUACCCUCGCUUAUCUUGACUUGCCUUAGGUUCCUAGGUGUGGGGCUGUUCCUGGGGCUCACUGAAUUCUUCAGCUGCUGACAGAUAAGAGCUUUAUGGACCUGGUGUCAGGGAAAUCACCAAUAAAUGGAGUUUUAGACAGGCCUCACCCUCGUUGGCUCCAGUGGAAGUUGUUAUCUAACACUGUAACAGGAAGCCAGACCCCGUAAGGGAAAUAGAGUACACAGUAUAGAGAAGGCAUGGGGGAGAGGAGUCACAUUCCUGGAACAUCUUUAACAUUUUUGCUGGAGGUGCAGGAGAGAUGAGUUAAGAAUGCUGCUGGCGGAGCUGAAGAGAAAGCUCAGCGGUUAAGAGCACUGCCUGCUCUUCCAGAGGUCCUGAGUUCAUUUCCCAGCAACCACAUGGUGGCUCACAGUCAACUGUAGUAAGAUCUGGUGCCCUCUUCUGGCCUGCAGGCACACAUGCAGACAAAACACUGUAUACAUAAGGAAUAAAUAAAUAUUUUUUAAAAAAAUGCUGCUUGCUGCUCUUCCUGAGACCCGAGUUCAAUUCCCAGCACCUACAUGGCAGCUCACAGCUGUCUGUAACUCCAGUCCCAGGGGAUCUGACACUUUCACACCAAUGCACAUAAAAUAAAGUUAAAUCAUUAAAAAAGAAAUACGAGGUCUUGUUUAAAUUCCCUGGAAAGAACUCUAUUAAGAAGAGGACUGGGCUGGAGAGAUGGCUCAGCAGUUAAGAGCAUUGCCUGCUCUUCCAAAGGUCCUGAGUUCAAUUCCCAACAACCACAUGGUGGCUCACAACCAUCUGUAAUGAGGUCUGGUGUCCUCUUCUGGCCUGUAGGCACAUACACUGACAGAAUAUUGUAUACAUAAUAAAUAAAUAAGUAAAUAUUCUUAAAAAAAAAAAAAGAAGAGGACUAGGAGAAUGCGCCUGAGAAUUUGCCUGUAAAUUCCACAAAUCACAUGCCUGGAACUCAGCAGGUUCGGAACAUGCCAUUUGCUAGUCAGAAUGCAGUUGCUCAGCAUGGAGCUUUUAUGUGUCAUAGGAUUUUUCUCUUAUUAUUUUAUGUGUCUUUUGUCUGCGUAUGUGAGCAGUGCUCUUGAGACCAGGCCAGAAGAAGGUGUUGGAGCCCCCGGAACUGGAGUUACAGACAGUUGUUCCCAUGCAGGUGAUGGGAGCUGAACCUAGGUCCUCUGCAAAGAAAGGCAGCCAGUGCUCUUAACUGAUGAGCUACCUCUCCUUCACCUCUCCUGAAGACUUUCAGGCUGUGAGACGUCCCUGCGGCAUGGGAUGUGCCUUUUCAGGUUUGAACAUCAAACACCCAUGGUGCAGUGAACACAGGGAAAGGCCUAUUUACCUCCCAAAUCUUAAACAUGGUUCAGAACCUGCAGCACAGAGAAGGAAUUGAAAUUUCCCUGAGAAUCUCAUGAGGGAAGGAAAAGGCUGAAGCCUGGUGCUAGCCAGAGGGGGAGCUUGUCUUCUGCACGGUUCCACACACUUCUGAGGACUUGUCAGACCACCUUGCAGGAGACUGGAGCUGAGAUGAGCAGGACCACACCGUGAUCAGGACUUGGUAGCAAAGCAGACCUCAUGUUAGGACAGCAAAGAUGGACUGGGCAGGGGGAUGGGGUCGCUGAGUUUUCCUUGAAUAAAUACCUGUUCAUCUUCACAAUGUACAAGUUUCGAGAUGGCUUUUUGGCUGUUGCUGACUCAGCUGACCUCCCCUGGGAAGUGUGUGCGCAGACUCCUGAUACGGCCACCACACACACAUGGAGCCCACCUUUGCAAACGGGCUUUAUGACCAUGGAGCACUUGUGCUGGGUACUUCAAAUUCCUUUCAUCCUGUGAGUGUUUUUUGAGGACGUUUGAACCACAAGAUAAUUUUGGAAAAGCCUUCUGUGACAGUCCACUCAUGCUCUGCAUAAGCCACGUGGACACAUUUGAGGUAAGAAAAAAAGACUUGAAUUGGGUUGGAAUUGUGCACCCAAAGCCAGGCUGAACUUUGGACAUACCAGCGGCUUUCUGCUUCUGGAUCUAAGUGACAGUCUACAAAAAUCAGAUAGGAAUACUGGCUCUCUACUGCCCAUGCCACCAACAUCACGUGUUGGAAAUUCACAUGUAGUUCCUAAAAUAGCACCAGUCCAGAGGAAGUUAUCCCAGUGCUUCAGAAGGCACGGGAAGCCUGGGGAGCAGGCACAGGAGAUUCCCUUCGUGCUUUCUGCCCUCACUGGUUCUUCUGCUUAUUUUUCCUUCAGACCUACUACUC